CGCCCAAAGAGAACGCAACCUGAGCAACUGAGCACAUGUGAGGUUAUCAUCAUUCAAUAAAAAGAUUCACUCAAUUGAUGAUGUGUAACAAUCUGGUUCUUUAAAAGGAUUAAGUUGACUAAUAUUUACAUUGAUAUAGUUAAUUUUUAAAAGGAUUAGAUUGAACAAAUAUAUUGAUAAAAAUGAAAGAGGUUGAUCUUGUCGGAUUCGCCGACGCGAUUAGUGAUAAUGAAGAUACUGAAAUUGCCAAUAUAAAAAAGAAGGCUUCCAAGAAAUCCGGAGGAUUUCAGUCCAUGGCUCUUAGUUACCCAGUGUUGAAAGGAAUUGUGAAACGAGGCUAUAAAAUACCUACACCUAUACAAAGAAAAACAAUACCGCUGGCUCUGGAGGGAAGAGAUAUAGUAGCAAUGGCCAGAACAGGAAGUGGUAAAACAGCCUGCUUCUUAAUUCCCUUGUUUGAAAAACUCAAGGCAAGGCUGGCAAAGAGUGGUGCACGUGCUUUGAUAUUGUCACCAACGCGCGAAUUAGCAUUACAGACCCUAAAGUUCAUAAAAGAGUUAGGAAAAUUUACUGGAUUGAAAGCAGCUGUUGUACUAGGUGGUGAUAACAUUGAUGAUCAAUUUAGUGCAAUUCAUGGAAAUCCUGAUAUUAUUGUAGCCACACCAGGCAGAUUUUUGCAUAUUUGUGUAGAAAUGGAUUUGCAAUUGAAAAACAUUGAGUAUGUUGUCUUUGACGAGGCUGAUAGAUUGUUUGAGAUGGGCUUUGGUGUGCAGAUACAUGAAAUUGUGAACAGAUUACCACAGUCACGUCAAACAUUACUGUUUUCUGCUACUUUGCCCAAAGUGUUAGUAGACUUUGCAAAAGCUGGUCUGAGCGACCCGGUUCUACUUCGUUUAGAUGUUGAAAGUAAGUUGCCGGAAGGACUGGAGUUAUCAUUUAUUACAUGCCGGCCUGAAGAGAAAUUAGCUGUACUCUUGUGCCUUUUGAAAAGAGUAAUUAAAGCUGAUUCACAGAUAAUUAUAUUCACAGAAACUAUGCAUCAUGUGGAGUAUAUACAUCAGAUAUUGGAUAAAGCCGGGAUCAGCAAUACCUUCAUUUACUCGAAUCUGGAUCCUUCCGCACGUAAGAUAAACACGGCUAAGUUUCAAACCGGCAAAGUAAAAAUCCUGGUAGUGACAGACGUCGCUGCUAGAGGAAUAGAUAUACCACAUCUGGAUUGUGUGAUCAAUUUUAACUUCCCCGCAAAAUCCAAACUUUUUGUACACAGAGUCGGACGAUGCGCUCGAGCCGGACGUGCUGGAACGGCGUACAAUAUUGUGAGCGCGGAUGAAUAUCCGUAUCUUCUAGAUUUGCAUCUCUUCCUUGGCCGACCUUUAUUGAUAAUAUCAGCCACGAAAUCCAAUAAGAAUAUGGAGUCCGCGGUAGGAAAGAUGCCGCAGACCAUGAUAGAAGAGGAGCUGGCCGAGCUAAUAAAUUGGCACGACAGUUCUACAGAUCUUACAAACAUGCAGAAGGUAUGCAAUAAUGCUUAUCAACAAUAUGUGAGAUCGCGACAAGGAGCUUCAACGGAAAGCGUCAAAAGAGUCAAGGAACUUCGUAUAAAUGAAGCCGGAGUUUUGCCGCAGUACUCGGACCUUUCUUCUAACGCCACGGAUUUGAUAUCGAGAAUGAAGAACUACCGGCCACAGGGAACGAUAUUUGAAAUUGGCACGAAGACAUCGUCAAUCGACUAUCAAGUGAUGAAGACAAAACGAGCAUUUCACAAGGAAAAUAUCCUUAAUUUCCACAAGAAGAUCGAAGAACGUAAAGUUGGUGAAACGAACGCAGAGUCAGAAUUGCAAAAAGUUAAUCUGCCGUCCAGCAACGCGGAAGAAAUUAAUGCUGCCUUCGACACAGUGGUAGUACCGAAGAAACGGAGCGGUGACAAUUUGUAUAAGAUAUCAAAAAAGAAGAAACGCCAAAUGAAACGGGACGAAGAAUUUUACAUACCUUAUUCCGCACCGGAUAAGCAUACGGAGAAUGGUUUAGCGGUCAAUACGUUUAACACGGAAGCUGAUAAGGCGCAGAUGGAUUUAACAGCAGACAACGAGCAGUCUCGACACCUUCAAACUCAACUGAAGAAAUGGGAUCGAAAAAAGAAAAAAAUGAUUACUGUCGAUAAGAAUCCGAAAGCAGGAAAGAUACUCACCGAGUCAGGUGUAUGGAUACCUGCCACAUACAAAACAAAUCGUUAUAAUAUGUGGAAAGAGAAGAGCAAAAUCGAAGAAGCUGAGGAAGACGAUAGCGGCGAAGAGGAGUCGCCACAAAUGAAAAAACUAUGCACCACAGCGCACACACAUUGGGCACGGCACAACCAGAAACUCAAGGACAAAAUGAAAGCGAAGAGCGAGUUGAAGAGGCCGGAACAGAUUUUGAAAGCGCGCAAACUGCUCGAGAGGAAACGCAAAAGAAACGGCAGAAAGAACCGUAAAGGCCAUAAAGGUCAGAAAAACAGCAGAAACAAGCAUUAAGACGAUUUCAUUGCCAAGAAUGCGUUAUUGUUUUAACGGCAGAAAAAAUUGUUUGUAACAUAAUUAAAGAUAUAAUUUAUAAUCUUGCUAGUUAUAUCACUUGAUGUAACCCGUAGAGGAUACUCUUCGCGAUAAAGGUCUGUUUUUCCGAGAUUAAAAAUACCGUAACACAAUUUCGAAGAGGCAACGACGUUACGUUUGAAGCGCGAUGUAAAUAUAUGCAUGACACAAAUACGGCACGCCGGCUAAAAAUAAUCCCGAACGGAUCGAUAAUAUCUCGAAAGCACAGUGACCUUAUAAAUAAGCGUUGUAUGAUUUAGAAUUGGGAUUUGGCCUUGCGUCAUAAUAGCGAAUGUGUUGCACAAUCGCGAAGUCUCUCAGCGGGCGGUAAGAUAUCGAGAGAAGACCAGCUGGGUUCGCCAUCCGCGAAGCCCUGAGAAAUUCCUGCGUCAUGCGGGCGAGCGUACAACUCCUGCUGCGGGAAUGAGAGAGAGAGAGAGAGAGAGAGAGAGAGAGAGAGAGACGCCACGCUGGUACGGUUGUAAAUUUUAUCGGAUUAACCGGUGACGGCGGAAAUUUAUAUCCGAGCGUCGUGAAAACCAUGAGUCGCAUGACGAAGCACACGAUGAGCAAUUAACUUCCGCGAAUUUGCGAGAACAACGUUUGGCUGUUUUCCACUGCGACCGCAGCUUAGGAAAAUUUUCAACGCGACGAAACACGUCUUGCGUCGACGCGAUAAUGGCUUUGCGGGCUGCAGAAGGCACCUCAGGAACCGCAUCUGAGAGAGAUCACAAUGUGAAUAAGUGAGAUAUAGAUAUUUAACAGGCGGUCACAUCGACCAUUAUUAACAGUCAAGCGUUAAGUCUAGCGUUAGGUACAAUUAAUCAGUUUCUUUAUCCGUGUCGUGACGAACCUGUCUUUUCAGUUCCACACAUGUAUAUCUUAUCGGUAAUCUGGAAUACGAUAAAAAAAUACGUCAAAAUGUAAAAGUUGAUAAAUUAAAACCGCGUGCAAGCAGAAGUUCUAAAGAACUUGAAUUACUUCGAUUUCAAUGUUCUUCGAAAUCAGUGCACCUGACUAAAUAUCUCUCCACUUUCUUUCUCACUAUCUCUUUUUACAGUUUACACGUGAUAUAUUUGUUGCCGCUUAAUGUCAUCAAACUGUCAUUAGUCUUAUCAGAAAGGCGUGGUCGUGAUAGCUUCGUGAUCACUACCAACGGUCCUCUUUUCUCCCUCUUUCUUCUCAUAUCCUCCAUUCUUCUCUCUCUCUCUCGCUCGCUUUUACUCCACUCGCGAUCUUAUAAUAAACGUAUCUAGCUCGUC
This is a messenger RNA of Dinoponera quadriceps, 3832 nucleotides long. Its product is annotated as ATP-dependent RNA helicase DDX54. The transcript has 12 exons. The coding region runs from base 183 to 2510 and encodes 775 amino acids. Gene Ontology annotation, molecular function: RNA helicase activity; RNA binding; ATP binding. Gene Ontology annotation, cellular component: nucleus. Lineage: Eukaryota; Metazoa; Arthropoda; Insecta; Hymenoptera; Formicidae. The record is from RefSeq and is a predicted model, not a curated record.